CAGACUCUUUGAUAUAAAAGGGUUUCCUUUCCUCUGAUGUAACUACACAGAAGUUACACACCCUCUGCAGUCGGUUGCAGAGAGGCAAAGAGUUGGACGAGUGCAAAGGAAGAAAGUAGUUAUUGCAGAGUUCUGACUUUUAGAAAAAGCAAUUGAUUCUCUUGCAUCCUUCUUCGAAGCUCCUGGAUUUAACCCUUGUUGGAACAAGGUGUGAGAACCUGCAGAAUGGAGUCUAAGAAGGGCAGGAUAACAUGCUCCUUGGCGUUUGCAGUGUCUAUUGCUACGAUUGGUUCGUUACAGUUUGGAUACAACACAGGAGUAAUCAACGCCCCCGAAAAGAUUAUCAAAUCAUUCUAUAACGAGACUUAUGAACGCCGAUACUCACAGUUCAUAUCAGAUGGAUUGCUCACGUCACUCUGGUCGCUGUCUGUUGCUAUUUUCUCUGUUGGGGGGAUGGUUGGCUCUCUCUCUGUUGGUUACGUUGCAAAUCGAUUUGGCAGGAGGAACUCCAUGUUGUUGGUAAAUGUCACAGCCCUUUUGGGAGGAGCGUUGAUGGCCCUUUCCAAACUAGCCUGGUCCCCAGAGAUGCUGAUUAUUGGACGGUUUAUCAUUGGGAUAUUCUCUGGAUUUUGUACCGGUCUGGUGCCGAUGUACAUUGGAGAACUGGCACCCACCAGGUUGCGUGGAGCUCUAGGCACUCUUAACCAGCUGGGCAUUGUGGUGGGAAUAUUGAUUGCACAGAUUUUUGGACUUAGGUUUAUUUUGGGAUCUGAGCACUUGUGGCCACUCUUAUUGGGCAUCACUUGCCUCCUGUCUAUAAUCCAAUGUGCACUUCUUCCAUUCUGUCCAGAGAGCCCUCGAUAUCUGCUCAUUAUUAAAGGCAAGACAGAGGAGGCCGAAGAAAUUCUAAAGAGGUUGCGUGGAACUCAGGAUGUGGUUAGUGACAUCAAUGAAAUGAAGGAAGAGGGUGAGAGAAUGGCCCAGGAGAAGCCGGUGUCCUUUGUGGAACUAUUCCGUUCCAGGCAAUAUCGCCAGCCAAUAAUCAUCUCGAUUGUCCUCCAACUAUCACAGCAGCUGUCUGGAAUUAAUGCUGUAUUUUACUAUUCCACCAGUAUAUUUGAAGAAGCUCGUAUUCCUCAACCAGUGUAUGCCACAAUUGGAGUCGGCAUAAUCAACACCGUGUUUACUGUGGUGUCGUUGUUCCUGGUAGAACGGGCUGGUCGCCGCACUCUGCAUCUCAUAGGUCUUGGAGGAAUGGCUGUGUGUGCUGUCAUAAUGACAAUCGCUCUCAAACUUGGGGAGCAAAUCUUAGGAUGGAACUAUGUCAGCAUUGUGGCCAUCUUUGGAUUUGUGGCUCUGUUUGAAGUUGGUCCAGGACCCAUACCUUGGUUUAUUGUAGCUGAGCUUUUCAGUCAAGGUCCACGGCCGGCAGCUAUGGCUGUCUCUGGUUGCUCUAACUGGACGGCAAACUUUCUUGUGGGAAUGCUAUUCCCAUAUGCAGCGAUUGGCUGUGGUCCUUAUGUGUUCCUAAUCUUUGUGGUUCUACUUAUUAUUUUCUUCAUCUUCACCUUUUUCAAAGUCCCAGAGACGAGGGGACGGACAUUCGAGGAGAUUGCCAAAGACUUCCAGAGCUCAAAAGAUGAUUCUACCGCAAAGAGGGACAGUGUGGAACUUACAGGGGUUAAAGUACCCCAAAGUGGACCAGAGUAAGAAGGAGAAACAGUUAAAUAUCACCCCUCCCCCCACCAUCUCUGAACUGCUGAACAUUUCAUUAUUCACUCCAACACUAAGUGGGCCGCAGAGCAGAGGAUCUCAUGGGACUACAGUCCUCCACACAGAAUUUAAGUAUUGCGAACAGUUUACAAUUCUUUGUGAUCAUACAGGAGAGAGAAUGUGAACAAUUUUAGAGUACUUUGAGAUUAUUGAGAGAAAUAAUGUAUACGUCUCGGUGAACAAGUGUGAGAUAAUGUGUUGUUGUGUAUAGACAAAAGGGAACAAUGGGCAGAUAUCUGGGAAAAAGUCAGAGAAGAUGGGGUGAUGUCUCUGGGGACAAGAUGGGGUGAUGUACUGGUUUCUGGGAAUAGGAGGAAGACAAUACGCAGGACUCAACAAGCAACGAGAAUAUGAUGUAUUGCACACUGAGAACAA
This is a messenger RNA of Pelobates fuscus (common spadefoot toad), 2148 nucleotides long. Its product is annotated as solute carrier family 2, facilitated glucose transporter member 3-like. The record is from RefSeq and is a predicted model, not a curated record. Bases 226 to 1710 code for a protein of 494 amino acids. The transcript has 10 exons. Gene Ontology annotation, biological process: dehydroascorbic acid transport. NCBI's taxonomy places the organism in Eukaryota, Metazoa, Chordata, Amphibia, Anura, Pelobatidae. Gene Ontology annotation, molecular function: D-glucose transmembrane transporter activity. Gene Ontology annotation, cellular component: plasma membrane.